This is a messenger RNA of Striga hermonthica, 1296 nucleotides long. The record is from the annotation of a GenBank genome assembly. Lineage: Eukaryota; Viridiplantae; Streptophyta; Magnoliopsida; Lamiales; Orobanchaceae.
AUGCUCUCCUUAGACAUCAGACCCAAUGAGUACACUUUCGGCACAUUAGUUCAUUCGGCUGUCAUCCUUAAAGAACUCCGGUUAGGCAAACAAAUUCACUGCAUCGCGAAAAAAAUCGGCCUCGACUCGAACGUGUUUGCGGGCAGCUCAAUUCUUGAUCUUUAUGCCAAGCUCGGAGGUCUAAACGAGGCUCUGAGGGCAUUUACGGAAAUAAACUUGCCAAACGUGGUCUCUUACGCGACUUUGAUACGUGCGUACAUGAGAGAAGGUAGAUUUGACGAAGCCCGACUCGUUUUCUGGUCGAUGCCCGAGAAAAACGUGGUCUCUUGGAACACCAUGAUCAGCGGUUGCAGCCAGUCGGGAGAAAACGAGGAGGCCGUGAAUUUUUUCGUCGAGAUGCUUAGAGAAGGUUGUGUUCCGAGUGAGCAUACUUAUCCAUGCGCGAUUAUCUCGGCCGCAAAUAUCGGGGCCUUAGGCAUGGGGAAAAGCAUCCAUGCUUGCGCGUUGAAGUUCUCGGGCGAUGAUCUAAGCUUGUUUCUAGCGAACUCGUUAAUAAGCUUCUACGCGAAAUGCGGAAGCAUGGAGGAUAGCCUUUCGGUUUUCGAGAGAACCCGCGAGAAGAAUAUCGUGUCUUGGAAUGCGGUCAUUUGCGGGUACGCACAAAAUGGUCGGGGAAAUAGUGCGAUUCAAACUUAUCGGAAAAUGAAGCGAACGGGCUUCGAGCCGAAUAGUGUCACGCUUCUCGGGUUGUUAUGGGCAUGCAAUCACGCGGGCCUUGUCGACGAGGGGUACGAGUACUUUAACGAGGCAAGAAACGAGAACCCGAGCAUCGUGCAAGCGGAGCACUACGCGUGCAUUAUCGAUUUAUUGUCUCGUUCGGGGAGGUUUUUCGAGGCAAAGGAGUUCAUAAAAAACUUGCCUUUCGAUCCGGGUGUCGGGUUUUGGAAGGCAUUGCUUGGUGGGUGUCGGGUCCACUCGAAUUUGGAAUUGGGGGACGUUGCGGUUAGGAAGAUACUCGAGUUGGAUCCAAAGGACGUGUCGUCUUAUGUGAUGCUAUCGAAUGCGCAUUCUGCAGCCGGGAAGUGGGGCAAUGCGCUAAGUGUGAGGCAGAGGAUGAGUGAGAAAGGUCUCGAUAGGGUCCCCGGUUGCAGUUGGAUUGAAGUUCGAAGCAAGAUUCAUGUGUUUGUUAAGGAUGAUAAGAGGCAUGAACAGAAGAAUGAAAUUUACAAGGCUUUGGGGUUUUUCUUCGAACACAUUAGGGAUGGUCGAGAUAAGAAAGUUGUAAUGGAAACUUGA